Messenger RNA from Polychytrium aggregatum, 3173 nucleotides. Its product is annotated as WD40-repeat-containing domain protein. The record is from RefSeq and is a predicted model, not a curated record. Gene Ontology annotation, molecular function: protein binding; snoRNA binding. Gene Ontology annotation, cellular component: Pwp2p-containing subcomplex of 90S preribosome; small-subunit processome. Gene Ontology annotation, biological process: maturation of SSU-rRNA. The transcript is spliced from 7 exons. NCBI's taxonomy places the organism in Eukaryota, Fungi, Chytridiomycota, Chytridiomycetes, Polychytriales. The coding region runs from base 173 to 3085 and encodes 970 amino acids.
AUCUGGGCGCAAGGCAAUCAAUCGCGCAACCGAAACCCAGAGCUUCGAGGUCCCGCAUAUCGAGACGUCGCCCCAUCAGCAGUGGCCCUGAGCGACAAGAGCAUCUGCCUCCAAACGACACGGCAUCGGCAUUCGCACUCGCUGCAUUGACCCCCAUCCGCAUCCUGCCGCCAUGGUCAAGCUCUAUCUCCGAUAUCGCCAAAAGGCAUCGUUUGGAACCAUCGCCUCGGCAAACUCCAACAUCAUCUACGACUCCUCCGCCCAGCUCGCCGUCUGUCCCGCCCUCGAGAACGUCCACAUUUACAACCUCAAGCUCGGCGAGCAGACUGCAGCCUGGUCCGACGUGGACAACAAGGCCGAGGUGACCUUCAUUACCCGCCAGACUGCCUCCAAAGACCACAGCGACGUCAAAUACGCUGUCGGCUAUUCGGACGGCUCCAUCCGCAUCUGGUCCAUGGUCUCGUCGUCGACCUUGAUUGUCUUCAACGGCCACCGCGCUGCCGUCACCUACCUGGCCUUUGACCGCUCAGGCACCCGCCUCGUUUCGGGAUCCAGGGACACCGACAUUAUCGUCUGGGACAUUGUAGCCGAAUCCGGGCUGUUUCGUCUGCGCGGCCACAAGGAUCAAAUCACCGGCCUUGUGUUCUUGGAUCGCAACGACCUCAACCACCUCGUCUCGACCUCCAAAGACACCCUGAUGAAGAUCUGGGAUUUGACGACACAGCACUGCAUCGAGACCCUCGUUGCCCAUCGAAGUGAGGUCUGGGCCCUGGCGGCUUCGCCCGACCAGCUCACUCUCUAUACGGGUGCUGCCGACCCCGAGCUUCGUGUUUGGAAACUCGAUCCAGACGUGCUUGCGAAGAAGCUCGAGCCUGUCGGUCCGUCGGACGCGACUGAAUCUGCACAGACCUCUGCUGUCGCCGACGAGCUGGCCAAGGGUGUCACCCUACAUGGCGCUCUGCAGCGUCAAAGCAAGGAGCGAGUCACCACCCUGCGGACCGACCACACCGGUCGCUAUAUCGGCAUCCAGGGUGCUGAUCGACUGGUAGAGGUCUUCAAGGUUCGCACUGCCGAGGAGGUCAAGAAGCGCCUGGCUCGUCGCAAGAAGCGGCAAAAGGAGAAAAAGUCAGCCAAGGGAACCGGUGACCCCGCCACUGACCCAUCCCUCGAUGGCGACGAUGAGGCCGACAUUUUGCCUACGGUCGCAGACGAGAUCCCCACCUUUGCCGCCAUCCGAUGCUCGGCCAAGGUCCGGUCAUUCGACUUCUCGCCAAAGACCAAGGAGAGCGAGGAUGCUCCUGUCCAGGUGCUGUGCUCGCUCACCAACAACACCAUCGAGCUGUGGUCUGCUGGACUGGACUCUGCCGAGGAACCUACCAAGCUGACAUCGUCGAUCGAGAUCCAAGGCCACCGCUCCGACAUUCGCACACUCGCCCUCAGUACCGACGACGAUCUGCUUGUCUCGGGAUCCAACAGCGGCAUCAAGAUCUGGAACACCCUGACGCAAAAGUGCGUACAGACCCUGGGCUCUGGAUAUGCCUUGUGCAGCGCCUUUGUGCCGGGCAACAAACACGUUGUCAUCGGCACCAAAACGGGCGAGCUCGAGUUGUUUGAUCUUGCCUCUUCGUCGCUGCUCGAGAGCAUCAAGGCACACGACGGACCCAUUUGGUCGCUGCAGGUGCGGCCAGACAAAACGGGGAUCACAACCGGAUCAGCCGACAAGGAAGUCAAGUUCUGGGACUUUCAGCUCAUCCAAGACUCGGAGUAUUCCAAGGUGGCUCGUCGACUCACGCUGGUGCCGACCCGGAUCCUAAAGAUGUCUGACGACGUCCUGAGUGUGUGUCACUCGCCCGAUGGCUCGCUGCUUGCUGUCUCGCUUCUUGACAGCACCGUCAAGGUGUUUUACACCGAUACCCUCAAGUUCUUCCUGUCGCUCUAUGGACACAAGCUGCCUGUGCUGUCCAUGGACAUUUCCUCGGACGGGGCCCUGAUCGCCACAGGCUCAGCCGACAAGACCCUCAAGCUCUGGGGGCUUGAUUUUGGCGACUGCCACAAGAGUUUGAUUGCUCACGAGGACUCUGUGAUGGUCUGCAGAUUUGUGUGGGGUACACACUCGCUCUUUACCGCUGGCAAGGACAAGACCAUCAAGUACUGGGACGCCGAUAAGUUUGAGCAAAUCCUGAAGCUCGAGGGCCAUCACGGCGAGGUGUGGUCUCUCGCCGUGGCCAAGUAUGGUCGGUUUAUUGUGACCGGCUCCCACGACAAGUCCAUCCGCAUCUGGGAGAAGACUGACGAGCAGUUUGUGCUGGAGGAAGAACGCGAGCGGGAGCUGGAGGAGCUCUACGAGAAACAGCGGGACGAUCGCGGAUUCGAGGAAGAGAUUGGAUCUGGCGCUCCCGAUGCGAACCCAGAUGCCUCGGCAUUCCAGGGUCCAGAAGUCGGCAGUGCCGGCAAACGGACGGCCGAGACCCUGAAAGCCGGCGAGAAGAUCAUGGAGGCGCUCGAUGUUUGGGAGCAAGAGCGUGCUGCCCUGGAUGUCUUUGAGAUGCAAAAGUCAGCCAGCCCCGACGAAGACAUUGCGCCGCCGCCACGUAGCCCCUACAUCCUUGCCUUUGGCGAUCCAAGCAUCACUCCAGAAGGCUACGUCCUGAAGAUGAUUGAACGAAUCCGACUGAGCGAUCUGAACGAAGCCUUGCUGGUGCUGCCCUUUGGCAAAGUCGUGUCGCUGCUGAAGGUGGUCUUGUUCUGGAUCGAGAAGCGCUGGAACAAGCUGCUCUCGUCACGAAUCCUGUUCUUCCUUCUCAAUGUACACCAUAGCCAACUGGUGACGACACGCACGCUGAGACCCACUCUCAUCCGCCUGCGGAAAGAGAUCCACAACUCGCUGCAGGAGCACCGGGACAUCAUUGGCUUCAAUCUGGCGGGGCUGCGGUACCUCAGGACUCAGUGGGAGGCUGAGCAUAGCACCGAGUUUUAUGAUGACGUCGGCGUCGAUGGGGCAGCCAAGGGUCAAGGGAGCAGUGUCGGUGGCCCGACUAAAAAUGGCAAGAGCGGUGCCAAGAUGCGUGUGGUGGUAAAGGGAUGAAAGCAGCGUGGCAAUUGAUUGAUGGAAAGACCCUGAGCCAAAGAACAAUCCUGUCGUUCAUGAAUACAGUCCUUCGAUAACAAGGCGA